This is a messenger RNA of Dentiscutata heterogama, 669 nucleotides long. The record is from the annotation of a GenBank genome assembly. Lineage: Eukaryota; Fungi; Glomeromycota; Glomeromycetes; Diversisporales; Gigasporaceae.
AUGGUUCUCAACUCUUCACAUGUAUACUCGCCACGACAUUUUUAUCGAUCAUUCCAGGAUUUAGAUUAUAUUAAUAACCGCCAAAAAGAAAUUUUAAAUAAAUCUAUGAGAUGUUUCUGGCGGCCAGUAACUUUUUAUUUUUAUGGUGAUGGUGGUGCAAGUUCGAGUUGGUGGGAUGGCUACGAUAAACAUGAAAUUGUUCUUUUUGAUGAGUGGUAUUCGGUGCUUGAUUGGAAUGAUGUUGUUAAAUAUUUAAACAAUACUCCAGAGAAUGUUGAACAAAAAGGCAAGACAUUUGUACCUUUUCUUGCCAAGUAUGUCUUUAUGACUUUUCACAAACCACCAGAAGAAGUAUUCAAUUUUCGUCGAGUUAAUAUAAAUGAUGAGACAUCAACUCAAUGUGAUUGGGGACAGUUCUACCGACACUUGGAUUAUAUUAUCAAGUUUAGAGGUAUGUGGCAUGACGAGCUAGAUCAGCACACCACUGAGCUCAUAUUUCACAAAGGCUCAAAGGAAGAUUUCUGCAAAAUGCUUUGGGACGUUAAAUAUGAUGAGGGCGAAUAUACAUGUGAAGAGUUGAGAACUAUUAUUCAAGAGCUUAAUAAAGAUCAGGAUAGUGAAGUAAUUAUUAAGUUAGAUCAGGUGUACUGGCAUCGCCACUUUCCAUAA